AUGCCUGCGAAGACGUCUGAGAACUACCCCUCCGCCUAUGAGGCUGCCGACCUACGGGACACUGCCACAGACUCUGGCUAUGUCAGUGGUGGCUCUAGUGAUGACUACUCCCCAGAAAUCGUCUUCACGAAGCCUCACUUGAACUUCCUCAACAGACAAUUGCAGUUUCUUGAGCCUCAAGAUGUCCUGAGAUGGUGUGUGACCUCUCUGCCUCACCUCUACCAGACCACCGCUUUCGGUCUCACCGGUCUCGUGACCCUGGACAUGCUCUCCAAGCUGGACGUGCCCCGGCCCCAGAUGGUUGAUCUCAUCUUCCUCGACACCCUCCACCACUUCAAAGAGACCCUGGAUCUGGUCGAUCGUGUCCGCCAGAAGUAUCCUUUGGUCAACAUCCAUGUCUUCAAGCCCCAGGGCCUGGAGACAGAGGAAGAAUUUGCCCAGAAGUACGGUGCCCGUCUCUGGGAGAAGGACGACCAGUUCUACGACUGGGUGGCCAAGGUUGAGCCUGCCCAGCGUGCCUACCGCGAACUCAACGUUCACGCUGUCCUUACUGGACGUCGUCGCAGCCAGGGUGGCAAGCGUGGUGACCUCGAUGUCAUUGAGGUUGACGAGGCUGGCCUGAUCAAGAUCAACCCUCUUGCCAACUGGACCUUCGAACAGGUCAAGCAAUACGUCCAAGACAACGAUGUUCCCUACAACGAGUUGCUCGACCGUGGUUACAAGAGCAUUGGUGACUACCACUCCACCCAGCCGGUUAAGGAGAACGAAGAUGAGCGGUCUGGUCGCUGGAAGGGCCAGGAGAAGACCGAGUGCGGUAUCCACAACCCUCGCUCCAAGUAUGCUCAGUUCCUCAUGGAAAUGGAGCGUAAGCGUCAAGAAGAGGCCCUAUCGCAGGCUCUUCAGACGUCCCUGACGACGUCCGCUCAGUAA
This is a messenger RNA of Aspergillus welwitschiae, 930 nucleotides long. It is a transcript of the gene met16, whose product is annotated as phosphoadenylyl-sulfate reductase (thioredoxin). The transcript is spliced from 2 exons. Gene Ontology annotation, molecular function: phosphoadenylyl-sulfate reductase (thioredoxin) activity. Lineage: Eukaryota; Fungi; Ascomycota; Eurotiomycetes; Eurotiales; Aspergillaceae. Gene Ontology annotation, cellular component: cytoplasm. The record is from RefSeq and is a predicted model, not a curated record. The coding region runs from base 1 to 930 and encodes 309 amino acids.